AUGGUGACACAUAAAAGACAUUCAUCCUUUCACGAACGAGUUCCUUCUGCUCAUGUUUUUUUUCAGUCAAUCUUUUUCCUUCUUCUUCUGUUUUUAACCAUAUACGAAAUUACUUCAAUGACGAAUAUAGAUGAGGAAAAUAAGUCAAAAACCGGCGUUUUGGAGCAAAUUUAUGUACAUGAUGUUUAUAAUCGACUUGGCUCGACGAUCUUAACGCAAGAUACGGUAGUAUGGCCGAAAGUUCGGAAAUUCCUCAAUCGAAUCGGCUCACAGUAUCAACAUGCCUUAGUUGCUGAUGUUGGUUGUGGCAAUGGCAAAUAUGUUAAACUUAAACCUGAUCUGUUUGCGAUUGGCUGUGAUCGUAGUGAUCAAAUAUGUGAAAUAGCCCGAGAGAAAUAUACUCAGAUACCAAUUAUAAUUGCGGACAACCUUUAUCUACCAUAUCGAGAUAAUUUAUUUGAUGCAGUCCUUUCUAUUGGUGUUAUUCACCAUUUAACGACACACAAACGACGUGUACAAGCUAUUCAAGAAUGUCUGCGAAUUUUGAAUCCAAAUGGGGGUCAAUUAUUAAUCUACACUUGGGCAAUGGAACAAAAACAUCGAAUAUUUUCUAGUCAAGAUGUUCUCAUUCCAUGUAUUAAUCAUCAAGCACGUUCAGAUAUCAAUCCAGAUAAAAAUUCUCGGCCGACAAGCCCUUACUCAAUGGAUGAGAAUUUCAUGUCUCCAGUAGAACAUGGCUCACCAGGACGAACAACACCAUCCAUUCUGGCGUCUGUUCAAAAUCUAUUCCAACGAAUUGUUCGACCAUCAUCAUCAACUCCGUCCACACCGAAGUUAUCUCAUCAAGAUCUUUCAGCAUUUCGCAUACGUCCAUUUCCCAUGAGUUCAUGUUGCAAUGAACCAGUGAAUACUAAUCCGUAUAAUAAACGUUUCUAUCAUGUAUUCAAAUAUGGCGAAUUAGAAAUGCUUAUCGAAGAAGCAGCAAAAGCGAUCGUCGGGUCGAAAAUAGUCAAAUCAUACUACGAUCAUGGCAACUGGUGUGCUAUUGUACAAAAAGAUUUGGAUAUCAGUUGA
Molecule: messenger RNA, 1074 nt
Organism: Adineta ricciae
Lineage: Eukaryota; Metazoa; Rotifera; Eurotatoria; Adinetida; Adinetidae
Source: the annotation of a GenBank genome assembly